Molecule: messenger RNA, 3220 nt
Organism: Stegastes partitus (bicolor damselfish)
Lineage: Eukaryota; Metazoa; Chordata; Actinopteri; Pomacentridae
Gene: robo4
Product: roundabout, axon guidance receptor, homolog 4 (Drosophila)
Exons: 18
Biological process (GO): axon guidance; homophilic cell-cell adhesion; dendrite self-avoidance
Cellular component (GO): plasma membrane; axon
Molecular function (GO): cell-cell adhesion mediator activity
Source: RefSeq, a predicted model, not a curated record
GCUCUUAAAUGAGGGAAAAAAAUGUUGGGGUAGCAGAAAACAGAUUAGUUUUUUUUUUCUUUUUUUCUCUCGUUGUUUAAAUUAUUCGGACAGUGUUUAGCUACUUAGUUAGUUAGCUUAUUAGAGAUAUUUCUCUGACUGCUGCUCAUGAUGAGAACUGUUGACAUGAGGAGCUUCGUGUUGCUGCUCGCAGUUCUUCUGUCAGGUUUCAGAGUCCGUGCAGAAGAGACGCCGCCCCACAUCGUCCACCAGCCCACUGAUGUGGUGGUGAAAGCUGGCAACCCUGCCUCCCUCUCCUGCCGGGCCGACGGCAACCCAAAGCCGGUCAUCGAGUGGCUGUACAACGGUCAGCCGCUGCAGACAGACCCGUUGCAGCCCAUCAUUUUGGUAGAUGGGGCCCUGUUCUUCCUGAGUGUGGGAGGGCGAAGGAAAGGUCAAUUGCAUGAGGGCAUCUACACCUGUGUGGCCACCAACAGCGCAGGCAAGGCCACCAGCCGCAAUGCAUCGCUACAUAUUGCAGUGUUGAAGGAGGAGUUCAAUGUGGAGCCCAGUGAUGUGGAAGUGGCAGAGGGGGAGGUGGCUGUUUUAAACUGUGAACCUCCAACUGGACAUCCGGAACCUAAUGUUUACUGGAAGAAGGACGGCUUGCCCAUCAACAGCAGCGACCAGCACUACACAGAGCUGAGUGGGAAGCUUAUCAUCGCUCCUGCAGAGAAGAAGCACUCCGGCGUUUAUGUGUGCGUGGCCAGCAACACUAUGGGGGUGAGACAGAGCAGGGCGGCUCGGCUCUCUGUGCUGGCCAAGCCCACAUUGGUGCUGAAGCCAGAGAAUGUGUCGGUAAGAUUGGGGGAGUCUGCCCAGUUCUACUGCCGAGCUAAAGGUGACCCUCCGCCUGCUGUGGUCUGGAGCAGAGAGCAGGGGCCACUGCCCAACGGCAGGUAUCUCGUAAACCCAGACCAGACUCUCCAGAUCCACUAUGUGACAGCCCAGGAUGCCGGGAGGUACACCUGCACUGCUGUCAAUGAUGUCGGGGUGAUCACUGCCAGUGCACAGCUACUGGUUGACGAUGCUACGAGCACGAAACAGAAGGACCUCCACAAAGAGCUGUCAGCCCUGCGAGUCAUUCUGGAGAACAUCAUCAUCGUGGCUCCUGGGUCUAACACAUCCCUCGUGAAAUGGAAGCUCCAGUCCCUCCCAGCUCAGCCCCACUACCUCGACGGCUUUGAGGUUCUGUAUCGCUCUCUGCUGCCUGCCACCUCAGACUGGACAGCACAGAAGGUGACACCGGCCAGCUUCCAAGCGCAGGUGGGCCCUUUAAAGAGAGGCUACAAGUACGAGUUCAAAGUUCGUCCCUAUGGCAGCAGCUUGUAUGGGAGGGAGAGCAACACUCAGCACCUCAGAGUACCUGAAACAGUGCCCAGUGCUUCUCCGCUGGAUGUGUCCAUAACAGUGAGCCAUGAACAGAACAACACCAUUCGUUUGAGCUGGAAGCCUCCUCCUCAUGAAACCCACAAUGGCAUCAUACAGGGGUACCAGGUGUGGUGUGUGGAGUCUGAGGAGCAUCAGUUCCAAAACUGGACGGUGGAUAGCGGCCACCACAACCUUAAUAUCUCCACUCUCAAACCAGGGAAACGAUAUUGGAUCACCAUAGCAGCAGUCAACGGAGCUGGAGUGGGAAUGCUGAGUGACGCUCAUGGAUUUGUCAUCAAUCCACAGUUAGAUGGUCCUCCUGAAUCAGGCAGCCAAACGCGAGAGCUGUCACAUGUCAUGGCCCUGUUUCAGGACCCAGUGUUGAUCGGCAGCAUCGGUGCUCUCCUGUGGUGUGUUCUGAUGGUUGCAGCUGUCUACCUCUUCAGACGCCACAGCAGGACAGGCCGCCUGAUACCAGGACAUGGCAAGGCUAAAGGUUUGCGCAGACUGGCCAGUGAAGAUCUCAUUAUCAAACACAGGAUGGCAGCUCCAGAUUCACCAUGGAUCUCUGGAGGCUGGAGACCUGCUUUCAACCAGAAAUAUCAGGACUUAUGGGCCCAGGGUCAGAGACACCCCGGGAUCAGGAGCACCAGCCUCCCAGCCUCAUCCAAAAAGGACAACGCCUGCCUGGAGUCAGCUGUCCCCAUCGUGACUGACAGCUGCGGUGUCUAUGGCACUUUUUAUGUGGACCUGAUGGGCAACGGCCUCAAGACCUUCAACAGUCCUGGGCGUUGCCCUAAAAGGCCUCAUGGUUUAUCCCACCAGCAAGGAGCUGAGACCAUCCAGAUAUUCAGUCAGCCUGCCUCCAAGUCCUCGCCCCUCAGUAGCCGGGAGGCUCUUCCGUGGAAACAGGCCAUACGACCUCAGCCCAAGAUGGGUGUGCUGAGGGAAUCAUGGGAAAAGAACUGCGGCAAACAAGAGUUGCAUGCAGUGAACAGUGUCCCCAUCCUGUCCACAAGGAACCAGGCUUGUCCAUCCAGUGUCUACAAACAGAGACUCAGUCACAUACCAGCAGGCCGGCACGGUGGACAUCCAGAUUGUGGUAAAGCUGCUGUUUGUCCUCGUCUGCUGCAUUACUCUGCAUCGCUGCACCUGGUAGACAUGCUGCCUCCCCCACCACCGAUGCCCACAGAGGACAGUGCAGAUACACACAGCUGCACCUCAGAUGAAGGCUCCAGCCGCUCCACAAAGCUAACAGUGGACACGGGCUCUCUCCAGUCAAUAUGUCCUCCAUCAGGUCACCAUGGGCAACCUGGACCAACCACCAGCAGCUGCCCCUCCUACAGCCACCUGUCCACUGCAUCGUACUCCAUGUCAGCGGAUAACGAACACGGUGGCACACUGACAGCACAGGAAGCCACCGAAUACCUGGAGCUCAGUCCUAAACCGGAGAGAUGCAGUGUUCUCCCGGAGCAGCGUCCCUCCCUGCCCCACCACUUCACCCCCAACCUAGGCUACCUCUGUGGCCCGGUCCGCUCCACUCAGAUGGAGGAUGACACCGCCGCCGACGAGCCUGAGCUCCCACCCAUCGGCUUGCGUCGCGCCCGCCUUCAGAGCACGCCGUCGUCCUGCUACAGCGACUGGGACAGCUCGCUUUGGAACACCUGGAGCUCGGUCACGGAUGGAAACCUGGCCAGUGCCCGCACCAGCCUCAUCAGCUCCGUGGACAGCUGCUACACCAACGACAGCACCAACUUUGCCCGUCUACUGGCUGUGGCAGCAGAGACCAUGAGUGGAGCCUCUUUGUCAG